Messenger RNA from Lactuca virosa, 1353 nucleotides. The record is from the annotation of a GenBank genome assembly. NCBI's taxonomy places the organism in Eukaryota, Viridiplantae, Streptophyta, Magnoliopsida, Asterales, Asteraceae.
AUGGCUGCUGCAGCAUGGGAUCAUUUAGGGGAAAUUGCAAAUGUGGCUCAACUAACAGGUUUUGAUGCAGUGAAGCUAAUAGGAAUGAUUGUAAAAGCUGCUAGCACUGCUCGUUUGCACAAAAACAACUGCAAACAAUUCGCAAUGCAUUUGAGAUUGAUUGGAAAUCUUUUAGAACAACUUCAAAUCAGUGAACUCAAGAAGUAUCCAGAAACUCGUGAACCUUUAGAGCAACUUGAAGAUGCAUUAAGAAGAUCUUACAUUUUGGUGAAUAGUUGUCAGGAUAGAAGCUAUUUCUACUUACUUGCAAUGGGUUGGACCAUUGUUUACCAAUUUAAAAAGGCACAAGAUGAGAUCGAUAGAUACUUGAAGAUCAUACCUCUCAUUACUCUUGUGGAUAAUUCUCGAUUCAAGGAAAGAUUGGAAUAUAUUGAAAUGGACAAAAACGAAUACACAUUAGAUGAAGAAGACAGAAGGGUGCAAGAUGUUAUUAUGAAGCCUAAUCCAUCUAAUACUGAUGAUGUUGCUGUUUUGAGAAGAUCUCUUUCUUUUAGCUACCCAGAUUUGCCUUUUAAUGAGGUUAUAAAGAAAGAAAAUGAAAAACUUCAUAUGGAGCUACAACAUUCACAAUCCUAUUUAGAUGUUAGCCAAUGUGAAAUGGUUCAAAAUCUUAUGGAAAUCGUGGAUGUUUUUGCUUCAAAUUCUCAGUAUGAAAAGGAUGUGGAAUACUAUCCGUAUGUUAUUAGCAAUAAAGAACAUGAAGAUCAUAAUGAAGUGCAAAAGAAUGUUCUUUCAACUUCAAGAAGCAUUUCUUCAGUUUCAUCCAGACAAGAUUUGCUUUCUUCUAGAGGAUCUUAUCGAGAGGAAGAAUGGCAUUCAGAUGUUCUUGGUUGUUGUUCAGAGCCUAUGAUGUGCUUAAAAACCUUUUUAUGUCCAUGUGGAACACUCUCAAAAAUUGCUACAGUGGCAACAAACACGCACAUGACUUCAGCAGAUGCUUGCAAUGAGCUGAUGGCUUACUCCUUAAUAGCAUCAUGUUGUUGCUAUACUUGUUGCAUUAGGAGGAAGCUUCGGAAUACUUUGAACAUCAGGGGAGGGUGGUGUGGUGACUUUGUAUUGCAUUUAUGUUGCUGUUGUUGUGCGCUUGUCCAAGAAUUACGGGAAAUUGAAAUGCGAGGAAUUCAUGUUGAAGGUCCUCAGACGAUAAAAACAAUUCCUCCCUCCACACAGUACAUGGAAUCAUAGAGGGAUAAUAAAACGUAUCACUUCAUGGCAAAAUGUUGUUCUUUUCAUAAUAUUUUGGUUUUAGGAGAAAGAAUUGGGAGUUUACGCACGUGUAUUGUGUUUGCUAGU